Octopus sinensis (East Asian common octopus) is the source of this 846-nucleotide messenger RNA. RefSeq names its product WAP four-disulfide core domain protein 1. The transcript has 8 exons. The coding region runs from base 1 to 690 and encodes 229 amino acids. Gene Ontology annotation, molecular function: peptidase inhibitor activity. NCBI's taxonomy places the organism in Eukaryota, Metazoa, Mollusca, Cephalopoda, Octopoda, Octopodidae. Gene Ontology annotation, cellular component: extracellular region. Gene Ontology annotation, biological process: regulation of cell growth. The record is from RefSeq and is a predicted model, not a curated record.
AUGAAGUCUCAGGAUACUUGUAUUUUGGUGUGGCAGUGCAGCCAGAAACGUCAUACAUUUGUUGUUUCUUUCAUACAGAUCGAUUACGAUUACCAAGGAGAUUCUCCUAAAGAAGAAGACACUUCAAGUUCACAAGAAGCUUGUCCGUCGGUAUCAAAAACCUACUCACAAUCUGCCUGCCAACAGUCCCAAUGCAAGACAGACCAGGACUGCAAAAACAACAAGCACAAACGUUGCUGUUUUAAUGGUUGCAUCUACACAUGUACACAACCAAUCGAUGAGCCUGCUUUGAUUGACUGGCGUGUAGCUCCGCGGAGGAUUGUGAAGUCAGCACCAUAUUGGUUGAUACGAGACCCCGAAACACCAGAACAAUAUCAAUCCUGUAGCACAUCAAAGGUACUAGAUGAUGGAGACCCUCUUUUGUGUCCAGAUGGAUACGUAUGUCACAUUGUUACACCAGAGAACCACAAACACAACAUUCCAAACCGAGGCUGGUGUGUUAAAGAAAAGGAUGACAGAAACCAUAUGAAAGAUUAUGAACAAAGAGAACAAAAAACAAAACAUAUAGAUCCAACCUCUUGUUAUGAAGAUUCCAUAAUUUUCUUAAAUGGAGCAUCAGUACACUACAAAGGAAAAUGGUGUAACUGUAUUGAAGGAAAACUGACUUGUAAGAGAAAACGUAGGACAUGACCUCUUGACCUGAUCAUGUGAUGGAACUGCCUAACCUCAGAACUCCCCAAAAUACACAAUGAAAACAGAUUUGUACCAAAAAUGUCCACAAUGUAUAUUAUAAACUGUUCUGAUAUUUCCACCAAGAAAUUUGUGCAAUAAAAGAUAUUUAUAAGA